Cloeon dipterum is the source of this 3182-nucleotide messenger RNA. It is a transcript of the gene l(2)41Ab, whose product is annotated as coiled-coil domain-containing protein 40. NCBI's taxonomy places the organism in Eukaryota, Metazoa, Arthropoda, Insecta, Ephemeroptera, Baetidae. Gene Ontology annotation, cellular component: cytoplasm. The transcript is spliced from 13 exons. The coding region runs from base 88 to 2973 and encodes 961 amino acids. The record is from RefSeq and is a predicted model, not a curated record. Gene Ontology annotation, biological process: axoneme assembly.
GCGUGAUUGUUGCUAUGGAAACACUUUCUUGCGUUGAUAAAUUUACCAUUGUCAGUCUAUACUCGAAAAUUCAAAAGCGUCUCAAUCAUGUCCGAAAAAGAUUUAAUUUCAUCUUCAGUUGUGUGCACUAGUUCUUCCGAAGGACAAAGCGAAGGAAGUGUGGGUAGUGGGGGCGACAUUCUAUCUGAAAAACCAAGUAGUUCUCCUUCCUUCGACUCGGAGCUAUACAAUUAUCAAGCCCUGCAAGCACCUGCCGAGGAGGGCGUAAGAUAUGAAGUCUUUGAUGAAGGUGCAGAAUAUCCGCAGGAUGAUUACGACGUUCUGGUGUUGGCUCCUGAGCACCCUCUGCUCAAAAAUUUUCACCACGCCAUAUCCAAACUACUUGCUAAGCAGAAAGAGCAGCUCACUAUUGACAUCAAAGAGUUGUCUACAAAAGUUAAAGCUCAGCGCCGAGAAUCAGACGAUGCUGCUGAGAAGCUAUAUGUGUGCCAACAAAAUGUGAAUCGCCAACACGCACAACUCGACAUAAAAACUGAAAAUGCAGCAGCUAACAGUGAAAUCAGGGAGGAGCUGGAGAAAUGCACUAAAGAACUUGCUGAUAAUCACAGGGACCAAACCAAGGCGUUGCACGCAGCUCAGAUAUUUGAGAAAAAUCUGUGGAUUCUCUUAGGCGAGAAGACGAUGAAGGAUAAUUUAGCCAGAAAAGCUGAGGAGACUACCGAGUCAAAAAUUACUAUGAUGCAAAGACAAACUGAAAAGGCUCAAGUUGAUAAAAAGGUGUUAAUUGAAGAGAAAAGAAAGCAGGAUGAGUUUGUCUACAGGCUGACAUGCCAAGUUUCAGAUUUGCAAACUGUGCUGGCAAAGUUGAAUCAUCAGAUUGCAGCCAAGGACAAAGAGGAGAUACAAUUAAAGCAAGCUGUCAAAACGGCGGAGCUAGAGUUGGAUGAACUUGAUCAGGACCAGCACCGCUUUUCACAGGUGUGGCAGCGACUUUUGGUCAGCGCCAAAAACAAGGAUGCGGAGCAAAUACGUUUAAACGAAAAGAAAAGUCGCCUGGAUGAGGAGUUGAAGAUUGCUCUAAAAACUAACGAAGAAUACAAAAAAGGUCUGGAAAUGGAAAAAGAAAAAAAUGAGCAGCAUUUGGCACUGUACAAGAAAGUGAGGCGCGAUAAGGCUAUUUUAGAAAUGCAGAUUCGUAGAGAGCAAAAGAGAAUAGAAGAUCUUCAGGAGCAAAUAGAAAAAAGUAAUGCUAUGGUAGGCAUGACUGAAGAUGACAUCAAAGAGGUUAAGAGAGCAUUAAGGUCAAAAGAAAGCAAGGUGUCAGUUUUGGAAGUUGAGAUUUUGAACCUGAAGGGUUCCAUGUUGGACUUGGAAAAGAAGAUACUUGAGGCUCUCAACGAGCAGGCGAUGCAAGACAAGUCUGUACAAUUCAUGAUUAACAAAGUGGACGAAUUGAUCAUAUUCUUGGAGGAAGAAGAAAAGCAGAAAGCCCAGAAGGAAAUGCAGUUAGCUCAAGCAGAGCUGGAAGUGCAAAAACUAAAGCACGAAGAGGCGCAAAUAAGAGAAUAUUUGAAGCAACAGACAGAAAAAGUGGAUCAUGCCAACAGCGAAUUGAAAUCAACUGAGCAGGAUCUCAGGAAAGCACAAACAGAACUAUUAGUGAAGCAGGGAAAGUUAGACAAGAUUAGUGUUAAACUCGCCAAGCACACAGAAAAGAACGGGGACCGGAAUUUUAUUGAGACGCGAAUUCAAGACUUGGAGGAUGACAUCAAAAUAGUGUCAGCAGAAGCGGAAAAAAUGCAAAAAAUCAUAUUAAGAAAGGAGGUUGCGUUGAUGGACAAAAAUGAGAAAGUAGAAAAGUUUCGAGCCGAGAUUCAAAUGCUGCAGAGAAGUUUAGAUAAUCUUCAGUACAAGUCGAAACAACAAGUGGGCGAGUUAGAAAAACUGAAUGCACUGAAAAGUGUGACAAACAAGAACUGCGAGUGUCAAGCACUGGUAUUGUCAAAUGUUGACAAGGAGAUGGCGAAAAUGAAAGCAGAGUGCCAAAACCUCCAGAAGAGCAACUUGUUGUCAUUUGGCAAUAUUGAAGCUGCAGUCAAAGAAGAAGAAUCCAAAAUGCAAGAUCUGUCUGGAAAAUUGAUCGCUUUGGGUGACGAACGCAAGCAAUUGUACGACUGUCUGAGAAUGCUGCAAACAGACCAAGUCGAAUUGGAAAGUAAUCUGUCCUUGGCCAAUGAAACAAAGCUGUCUAUUGAGCGCGAAAGAGGAAGCCAGGGAGAAAUUUCAGCCAUGAAAACAGAAAUUCAUAGGAUGGAGGUGCGAUUGGGACAACUGAAAAGGGCGCAGGAAAAGUUGAAGUUGGAUUUGAACCAGUGCGUGUUGAGAAGGGACUUGAUGGUGGAUUCAAACAGAGUACGCAACUCUAAGCAGUCUGUGACCAACACAGCUUGGCUUAAGGCCACGCGCAAAUAUGAAACCCUCAAGUAUAACAACAAUCAACUAAAAUCUAAACUUGACAAGUAUGAAGGCGACAAGGUGUCUUUAAAGGUGAUAGAGAAGGAAAUAAAUGGCUUAGAAUCCGAGUUAGACAAGAAAAAGGGUGAGAUCAAAAGAAUUGCUGAGCCUCUGAAGACCAUGGAGAUGCAGCUUUACCACAUGCGUUUAACAAAGAAGGAGAAUUUGGAACAGCUGGUCCAUAGGCAAAGGAUUGUGCGAGGUUUGACUGAUGCGAAAAUAGGGAGGUACCGCACCCUCUGCAAAACCGAAUCUUCCUUGAUGACUGAAGAAGAGAAACAGAGGGUGACCCAUUCCAAUCUGAUAUCAGUUAUAGAGUCUCUGCAGCCAGAUUUCCCACAAUUUGGACCCCAACUACAUUCCACAAUGGCUAUGCUCAAGAGCAUCAAAGUGCAAUAUCAAAAUUUGUCAGCAGCACCGAGUGUGCACGAAACUGACGAAGCAUCUUCCGUACAAUGAAUAUGGGAGUUAAAAUUUUGUUCAUUGAUUACCUCGCGUUAUUGCUUUAUUUUCCAUCCGUCACUCCAGAUGACCAAUUAAUAAUGAAGUAAUUUUUCUUGCCUGGAAAAAAUUUUCAAAUUAGGAUAUUAAUACUUGAUAUAAAAUUACCUGUUCGAAGAAGAGUUAUCUUGUUUUUCAAAAUAAACUCAUGAGGGUGGAACACUUGA